This is a messenger RNA of Alternaria atra, 1413 nucleotides long. RefSeq lists its product as uncharacterized. Gene Ontology annotation, biological process: tRNA modification. The record is from RefSeq and is a predicted model, not a curated record. Gene Ontology annotation, molecular function: tRNA dimethylallyltransferase activity; ATP binding. Gene Ontology annotation, cellular component: mitochondrion. Lineage: Eukaryota; Fungi; Ascomycota; Dothideomycetes; Pleosporales; Pleosporaceae. The coding region runs from base 1 to 1413 and encodes 470 amino acids. The transcript has 3 exons.
AUGGCUAAACCGCCGCACAAACCCCUUAUCACUAUUGUGGGUGCGACAGGUACCGGCAAAUCAGAUCUGGCUGUAGAGAUCGCGCGAAAGUACAAUGGCGAAAUCAUCAACGGAGAUGCUAUGCAGCUGUAUCGUGGGUUGCCCAUUAUCACCAACAAGAUCACGCAGGAUGAAACGAAAGGGGUUCCUCACCAUCUCCUCGGCUGCAUAAGCUUGGAAGAAGAGACUUGGACUGUGGGGAAAUUUGUAGGCGAGGCUUUGAGAACAAUCGACGAAAUCCGAAGUCGAGGCAAGCUACCGGUUUUGGUUGGUGGGACUCACUAUUACACGCAAUCACUUUUGUUCCAGGAUGCGCUAGCCGAUGAGCCUGAGCUUAAUUUGAACGAGAACAGUAAGCCUCUUCCGGUGCUGGGAGAGUCGACUGAAGUUCUGCAUACGAAACUGAGAGAGGUUGAUCCUAUCAUGGCCGACAGGUGGCAUCCGAACGAGCGGCGCAAGAUCCAGCGCUCACUUGAGAUAUACCUUAGAACGGGAAAGCCAGCUUCGCAGCUCUACAAGGAGCAAAAGCUUCAACGCGACGCUCUUGCUGAUCAGGCCAAUGGAGCGGCAUCUGAUAGUCUUCGCUUUGAAACUCUAGUUUUCUGGGUGCACGCAAACAAGGACGUGCUGCAUCGCCGUCUUGAUGGCCGUGUUGACAAGAUGAUCGCUAGAGGCCUCCUGUCUGAAGUCAAGCAACUUAACAGCUUCCGUGAACACCGAGAAUCCAGUACUGGUACAAACAUUGACCAGACUCGCGGCAUCUGGGUAUCAAUAGGAUACAAAGAGUUCCUGGACUACCAAAGUGCUCUCUCGGGCCAUGCAAAGACGGCCUCUGAGCUAGAGAAGUUGAAGAUUUCAGCCAUUGAGAAGACGCAAGCUGCUACACGACAAUACGCCAACCGCCAGAUCAAGUGGAUCCGGAUCAAGCUUCUCAAUGCACUGAUUGGUGCAGGCCAGGAGGACAACACCUUCCUUGUUGAUGGCUCUGAUAUAUCGGAAUGGGAGGACACCGUUGUGAAGCCUGCUUUGACCGUCACCGAACGAUUCCUUUCUGGUCAAUCCUUACCUUCACCCUCAACAUUAUCACCAGCAGCAGCAGAGAUGCUGACACCGAAGCGUGAAUAUGAUCUGGGACAGCGACCAGACCUCUGGCAGAAGAAGGUCUGUGAGAUAUGCGGUACGACAGCUAUUACUGAGAAUGACUGGAAUCUGCACCGCCAAAGCCGCGCUCAUCGACGUGCAGUAGGCGCGAGAAAGAAGCAGGAGAAUGCACACAAGAUGCGAAAUGGUGGCACCAAAAGUCCUAAAGAAGAGGUGGUUGAUGUUCUCGAACACUAUCUGGAUAACCUCUCAAAAGGACAAGAGCUCAAAUGA